AACCAUCCACGCCUUGCCUCUUACCAGUUCUGCUUCAUCCACCCACUCCCCCACCAUGCCAGGGCAUGUUGUCCCAGCACCCCUGCAGGGGGAUCCCAUUGCUCCUUCCUCACCCAGCCAUGGCACCAGUCCAGGGGAACCCAUGGAUGUGGAAUGUCCCAUCUGCUACCAGGAGUAUAACCACUACAAUAAAUGCCCCCGGAUGUUGGAGUGUCUCCAUGUUUUUUGCACUGAAUGCCUCCAGAGGAUCCAGCUCUGCCCCACUGACACCCACAGCCCACAAGCCAUCCCUUGCCCUCUCUGCCGCCAUCUAACCCCACUGGAAAGCGGAGAUGCCCUCACCUUACCCUGCAACUCACGCAUCCUGUCCAGGCUGCCCGCUGUGGCCUUCCACCUGCCCAUGACCAUGACCUCUCAUCUGGCUACAGUUACUCAGAGAGUGGUGCUCUCCAUGGAGGGCAACAACAGGGACGCCCGCUUCAUCAUCCUGCCCACAGUCAGCCUGCAGGUGCAGCAGAUGGACCUGGAGACGUCCUACGGCGCAGCACCCGGCCUGGUGGGUGAAGAGGAGGUCAUAGAGCAGAGCAAGAAGACACUGUUUUGUGUGCAGAUCCUGGCAGUCAUCUUCUGGGUGAUGUUUGUGAUCACCUGUGUGUUUGGAGUGGUGUUUGGGCCAAAUUUCUUGAACAGGAAAUUUUAA
This is a messenger RNA of Archocentrus centrarchus (flier cichlid), 700 nucleotides long. RefSeq names its product RING finger protein 224. Lineage: Eukaryota; Metazoa; Chordata; Actinopteri; Cichliformes; Cichlidae. Bases 56 to 700 code for a protein of 214 amino acids. The record is from RefSeq and is a predicted model, not a curated record. The transcript has a single exon. Gene Ontology annotation, biological process: protein ubiquitination. Gene Ontology annotation, molecular function: ubiquitin protein ligase activity.